AGUGUCGUGUGAUGGAAGAGGAAAGCAACCUCGCGAAAUGGCUUGCACGAGAAGCUCAUCUGAGCCAUAAACACGAAGAAAUGUAAGAGUUAAUUUUUAUUCAUUGUUGUCUAACGUGAUGCCUCACUCGGCGGCAACUGGUGUCAAGGUCUUUUGAACGACGCACGCUAUUUAAAAAUGCUGGUCAUUUCAGAUCGUGUGUGCUAAUUGGUCUUGUGUCCUAUAGCAGAGACCCGUUAUUGUAAUAAGACUGUCUCCAUCUGGAAAAAAAAGCAAUUUUUGGUGGUCGGAACUGUUCCACUGAUUUUUUAGUGCUAUAAAUUAAAGAAGUAAUGACUAUAACUGCCAUUUACCUGAUAUCAGACUAUUUCUUUAGUUACAGAAAUCCUUCAGUUCUUAGGGUGAAGUUUUCACACAAAAUAUUAGCUUUAAUCCGAAAAAUAGGAAGGAAGGAAACUGUGAAUUAUCAUUGGAAAUCUGAUAUUAGUCUGUCUUUUCUAUCCUCAGAACUAUACAUACAAUUAUGAACUAAUGCCUUCACAGACUAUCAAUUGCCAUUACUAUUUGGCUAUCUAGGGUUGUAGCUAACCUCACAAAAUUAUUAUAAUUUGUUCACAGUCAGUGGCAUCGAGCUAUUUGCUGCUUUCCUUAGGGCUGUACUUAGAUGAAGGAAUAUAGGAUUUUUAAUGUGAUACAUCUUCAUAACUAAAUAGCAAUUGUAUUGCCGAGGUACCAGUGCAUAUAAAUAUUGAAUGCACUGUUUUUCAGUUUGGCCAAACGUGAGAUGUUGCUUGCAGAAAAUGAGUCACGUAUGAGUUCACAGCAGAAGAAACUUCAGUUGACUACACAUGACUUUCAGAGAACUAAGGCAAGAAAUGAGCAGUUAGUGCAGGUAAUGUUCAGUUAGUAGGUAAAAUGAUAAUACUGAUGACAACAAUGAUAAUAAUAAUUCAUAGAUUGAAAUAAAACAUUUCUUCUACUUCAAAUAAUGGUUGCACAAUAGUUACAAAGAAAGAUAAUAUUUUAUCUCAUGCUUAAUUUGGAAAAGUGGAUAAACCUAUCAAUUGUUUUCUAAUUUUAUUAAUGCUUAUGCAAUUAUUAAUUACAGUUGAGGUAAGGACUUGAAUAAACAGCAGUUUUCAUUGUAGAAUUAGUUUCAGCAGGAGCCCAUUACUUAAUGGGCUCCUGGCUUUAAACAAGGCAGAAGGAUAGAUUCCCUGCAACCAACUAGAGAGAUUUAUUCUUCAACCAUUCUUGAAUUUGAAUUACUAUAGGUAACAACAUGAUUUUGUGUGCAAUUUGGUCUUAGUAAGCACAAGUAAAUUUUAAAAGGCAACAAAAUUGUACAAGCCUAUAGGGUGAUUGGAAUUUGAAGUUUUUGAAAGUUUGACAAGUGCAUAUUUACACCAAAUUGCACAUGAAAUCAUGUUUUUACUAGUUAAUAAUUUACAAGUAAAAUGCAUUACAUAAAUUCAUGGAUGAAAUUUUGGCAGUGUGUGCUGUUUGUAAUUUGCACUUGUGUUGAAUCAGAUGAGCAUAAUUUGUUCAUGUAAAUUAUUAUGUAAGUUAUUAUACAUGCCUUCUGGCUUUGAAAUUAGACAUCCUGAUGUGUGAAACUUAUGAGUAAUUAGUUUCUUUGUAUUAACUGUGUUUUUUACCUUACUCACAAGGAAUUGGAAGCACUUCAGAGUGGAUUGGGAAAAAAGGCAACCAUGUGUUCUAGUAAUGCUCAGUUUAUCAGUCUCCAGGUGGGUUCCAAGAAAGUUCUAAGCCUGAAACACCAGAUAGCAUUUUUACUAAUGGUUUUGUUACUCUGCAGGAAAGUUAUUGGAAAAUGGUUAAACAAGAAUAUCCCCAGUGGAUAGCAAGAAAUGAAGCUUGCAACAGCAAGGAACAAAAGGAAAGGCAGUAAGAUCUCAGACAUUGGUGUAUAUUGAUAAACUAUAUGCAUCAGCAUUGGCUCAGGAACUGGCCGCCAAAAGAUCAAACAUCAGAAGGAAUAACUAAUUGCCUGUUUGGCAGGAGGGUUAUCACUGACUCGUGUAUAACCUGAUAGACACAGGUUUCUGUCUGCAGACAGCAGAUCAGGGUAGUUGCAUCCCUGGAAUGUGUAACUUAAAGUCUAGGUAUACCAUUUGCUUAUUUCAAAUUUAUCUGGCUGUGUUACUCACUGAGCAUUCUCAGGCCUGGGUCAUGUCCAAGUUUGCUGGUGCAAUAACACCACAGGGACCUGUUUUCUUGAAAGUUGUGGUAACUUUAAGAGCUAAAAUUCCUAUUUUAAAAUCUAAAUCUAUAGAAUAAUAGGUCAGCUUUCAGCCCAAUAGCCACUUUCCUUGUAUGAAUGUCAAAAACUGUAACAUCUCAAAAGGCCAUUUUUGAAAUAUCUAUAUUUUGGGCAAUUUAGCAGCUUUGUAAUUUUUUAUUUCAUACUCUUAUCAGUUCAAUACCAAUGUAACAAUACUUACACGGUUAGCACCCUACAAGUUGAAUGAUACAGAGUGGACGUCUACUUGACAACAGUGUUGUUACUCAAGUAAAAUCAACUAGGUGUUUAGGCAUCUAAAUUGACAGUGAUCUUAAUUGGAACGUUCAUGUAAAAGAGUUAAUUAAGUCCUUUUCACAAAAAAUGAAUCUUCUCAGGUCUUUGUAUUUCUUACCAACUACAGCGAGAGCUGAUUUUUAUUUCAAAGUAUUUUUACCAUCUGUUAUCUAUGGCUUGGUUGUAUGGGGUUCCUGCGGCAAAUCGCUCUUUGAUGAGCUGGAGAGAAUACAUCUACGUGCCUCAAAGAUCAUCUAUGGCCUAGAUCGGUACACUCCCAGCGAUCAGGUCUUAGCCCAAAGCAAGUGGCCCUCUAUUUAAGAUUUAUACGAAUAUAGAUUACUUAUGUUAGCACACGACUGUUUUUAUAACUUCUUUCCCGUUCCUAUUAUGAAGCUGUUUACGAAAUAUGAGUACAACUAUAACUUGCGAAGGAAAUUGACAUUCUUGUUACCAAAAUUCUUCGCAAGUCCACUUGUUACAAAGCCGUAUCACUAUGGAAUUCUCUUGACAACCAUACGCGUGCAAUCGCAAGCAAAAGCUAAUUUAAGAGUUUUCUUAAACGCAGAACUUCAUGCGAAUAGAUAAAACCAAAAUAAAACCAAUAAAACCAAAUACAGAAAUUAUUCGCAAGUCCACUUGUUACAAAGCCGUAUCACUAUGGAAUUCUCUUGACAACCAUACGCGUGCAAUCGCAAGCAAAAGCUAAUUUAAAAAUUUUCUUAAACGCAGAACUUGAUGCGAAGAGAUUAGUUUACAGACAUGUUAUCUAUUUUUUAAAAUAGGUUAGAUCCUUUUAAAUUUUGAUUAGAUUUUAAGCGUUUUAUUCACUUGUAAACUACUUUUAACUUUUAAAUACACGACCACAUUAGCUCCGCUGUAAUUUUUUUAUCGUGU
This is a messenger RNA of Pocillopora meandrina, 3436 nucleotides long. The record is from the annotation of a GenBank genome assembly. Lineage: Eukaryota; Metazoa; Cnidaria; Anthozoa; Scleractinia; Pocilloporidae.